This is a messenger RNA of Phytomonas sp. Hart1, 1155 nucleotides long. The record is from the annotation of a GenBank genome assembly. NCBI's taxonomy places the organism in Eukaryota, Euglenozoa, Kinetoplastea, Trypanosomatida, Trypanosomatidae.
AUGGGUAGUACUCCCCCAUCAAAAAGUCGAUCGCCGACAACACCGUUGCCGCAGCUGAUGCUUCCAAAAGGAUGCCGACUACUGUGCGAGAAUGUCUUCGAAGAAGAUUGCUUUUCGGACAAUGAUAAUAAGGAUUUUCAGAUGCGUCGGGAGCCCACUAUGGUUUGUCGUGGGAGUAAGCUGUUGGCACCUCUGUUAGAGAAGGAAAAACGCUACACGGUUGUGUUCGAUCUUGACGAAACCGUCGUGUAUGCCAGGGACGGCCCACUCUACGCGAGAGCCUACCUAAGAGAUCUGCUCCGUGCGAUUAAAGACCACUUCGAGGUCAUCGUAUGGACUGCAGGGGAACGCGAGUACGCAAAAAACGUCCUAGCCGAGAUCAACGAAGACUACAUCAUACGUCACCUCGUCUACCGCCACAAAAAGUGGUUUCACGGUGACGACUACACCAAAGACCUUCGCCAGCUUGGACGUGACUUGGACUACACCAUUAUGAUCGAGAACACACCCGACUGCGUCCGGGCGAACCCUGAGAAUUGCAUCAUCGUGGCCGAUUUUGAGGUCCCAUCCGCUUUCGAGGAUGUGAGCGAAAAGAACCCUGAAACGAUGGAGGAUGCGGUGGUGCCCAUGUCGGAGUCAUUCCCAAGCUACGGCAGCCAGCCUCAGAGGACCUCAACGCCCCCCCUAGACUCCAACGACUCCUCUUGCUCUUCCCUUCUCCCCCUCCCCUUUCAGCACCCAACCAAGGGUGUGGAGAAUGAGCAGAGUCCGAGGGGUGGGGUAGAAGGGUCAAGCGAAAGUCCCAAAAUCACGCCCAGAUCUACCCCAAAGCCCCCUCGUGCUACGACGGACCGCACCCUAUACUUGUUGAGGGAGGUGCUCUUGGAGAUGGUGAAGAGCGGCCAAACCGUCCCGGAGUUUCUCGCGCGCUGUGAGUUGCUGUCGAAGCAAGUCGUCCUAGGUAGCAAUGGCGAGUCGAUUCCGAUCCACUACCUCGGCACUCGCCGUCGACGCAAAGACGCGGGUUGUCCCAAAAAAGUUCUGAUGGAGAAUCGCGAUAAGACCACGAUCAAGCGAUCUAAACGUCAAGAAACCACGCCUACCAAUGAUCCCAAAAGGUUACGAACCUAUUCUCGAAAAGGAUGUUUUCAUUAG